AUGGCAAUUCUUCUUGUCUGCAAGAAGGUGUACGAAGAAGCCUGCCUAAUAUUCUAUCGUGAGAAUACUUUUUCAAUCCUACAUCCCGACGUUCUUUUGGAUAUUUCGAAUGAAUAUCCCCGUGUAAGGGAUCAUCUAAGGCAUAUGCACAGCAUUGAAGUAAUCUUUCAUCACCGGGAUUUCCAGUACCUCAGUGGUCCGUUUUGCGAUGAUUUGCUUGCAGGAAGCAUUGCCUUGAAACGGCAGGACAAACAAGGCGGCAAAAAAACGGGCAAAAUGGCAAAGAAUCUGUUGAAGUACAGAGCUUCUAUACUCGGGGCCAGGACAUAUACCGCUGGCUGUGGGCUUAUUGAUCGAAAUAUAACUCCCAUACUCCCCCAUGCCCAAGACAUUAAGAGCAUGCAAGACUAUCUAUUUGGCCGGACCUUGACGUUUCUUCGUCAACACCUCCUUAUUUCCAACCUCGAACUGAAGUUCAUGGAAUGUAUUUGCCCUGAAGGGUGCUGCCGCUUAGCAGGGGAAAUUUUGAACUGGGGAACUAGAAAGACAUGGACCUUUGACCUUCCGCGAAGCAUAUCUGUGACAGGGGCCACGGAAGAAGAGCGGAAGCAGAUUUUAGAAACAAUUGCCCAUCAACGACCGAGUCCGGAGGUCGUUGACCUCUUACUAAAGCACCAAAGUCGACGCAAGUCUUUCACAAAUCGAUCCAUCAGAGGAAUCCUCAAGGCCAUUGAUCUGAGCAAAAAAUGA
Molecule: messenger RNA, 750 nt
Organism: Trichophyton rubrum CBS 118892
Lineage: Eukaryota; Fungi; Ascomycota; Eurotiomycetes; Onygenales; Arthrodermataceae
Exons: 1
Coding region: 1-750 (249 amino acids)
Source: RefSeq, a predicted model, not a curated record